UCGCAUAGCAGCACGCGAGUGAAAGGAGGGGGGCAGAGCGCAAGAUCGUCGUUUCUCUUUCGCGAUUUCUUCGUUUUCGGUUGAAUUCGUUGGGUGCGUACGGCGGGGCCAGGUUUUUCGUUGGCGGUGGUGUUCGACGAGGUGGUGGACGCCGUGGGAUCGCGUUCAUGCACGGCACGGCCGAAGGAAAGGAGCCGGUGCGCGAGUCGGACACCCAGGCCGUUACUUCGAUCAGCUGGUCGUUUGUGGGAUCGCCUUGAAUGUCGGCGUAUAAGCGCGCGGGGCAGUUGGCUCUCGCCAGGGCUCCAGGAAGGAUGCGCGAUCGGGGGUGUGCGCUUCUCGAGACUGCCACCGGUUUUCUGUGUGCCGGCCGCUUCACGGCCUAUAACGCGGCACCAUAGCCACGGGCCGUUCAACAAAAACAACCUUCGCGGUUUAUUCAUCCGUCCGGUGUGAAGAGUGAGUCGACUUGUGCCCGCGGGAAUCGAGGGGUUACCGUGCAGAGGAAGAGGAACAAGAAGACGAAGGUGAAGGAAAAGCUUACAGCAACACUCGAGUGAUUUUUCUAUGGUGAAGAGAGAGAUAGUCCGCUUAACGUCUUCUGCCGUAUCGAUGUGUAUUUAAGCCUGAUCAAACCGAAACGCCAGGCAGAAAGUUAACGUUCUCAAGGUUAGAAGCUACGAUCAUCUAGAGCCACGACUCUGGUGCACUCGGCAUUUUUACUAGACGCGCUUAGGUUAAGUGUCACCCGUUGCUAAUUCCCCGGCGGCGAGCGACGAAUUCGAAGCAAACGGAAGCGAGUGUCGCACAGCGAUCCGCUUCGACGAUCCUUUCCUUCACGGUUGUCACGUCGUCGCCGUGCAUUCUGAUCUCAUUGGGCAUCGAUAAACUUACUCGUCGUCGCCGCGGACGGACCGGCCGACCGGAGAGCUCUCUCGCCAUUGCAAGAGGUCGAAUUCAACGUAUAUAUCUGUUGUGUGCGUUCCUUUAGAGUGCCGUAAGUUUGAGCAACGGGAAAAGAAAACAAGCCGGUCGAUACGUCCGAAGGUUUCGGGAAAAGGAGUUUCAGGCGAUUCGUCGGCGUUCCUCUGGGAUUACCUUCCGCGUUCGUUACCGACCGACGUGUACGCAUAUUCUUCGUACGUGCAACGACGGCUGAGAAUGCGUUUUUGGCUGCGGAUUAUUUGAGCGUUCCAAUUUCAAAGUACACGAGGAGAGGUGUGUCGGUGCGUCGAACCAUCGAAUCCCGUAAUCGCGGGCACGCGAUCGCUAGCGCUCGCCGGAUCACUGUGUCACCGAAUGCGGAGAAACCGGAAGGAAGUUCAGCCCGAUAUUAAUAAUUUCAUCGCGACCGGGAGGAACGGACGGGAACAGAAAUUUAUCGUGACGGACGCCAGGUCGAUUACUACGCAAAUCAACGUCACCGCCACCAGCUAAAUUUUCGCACGGUGCAACGCGUCGCUUCAAGAUACCUCGAUGGAUAGUGCCGGCGGUGACAAGCAGAACGAGUCGGAUGAGUGCGAUGUGAUCAGUGAUAAUCGGUGCGGGGCCAAGAUGACCGGGCAAGGCGACGGCGACGCGAAGAUCGGCAAGGGAAGCCUGGGCAAGGAGGAGUCCCUGAAGAACCUCAAGAAUCUAGGAAAAAUGGCUCGCAACGACGAGAACCGCGACGGCACGGACAAACUGUCGAAGGCCGUGUCCCAGGACGAGGAGGACGAGGAGGAGCGCGACGAGGACGAGGGCAAAGGGUCCGACGAGGACGCCAAAGAGGAGAAGACCGACGGGAAGAAGGAAGUGGAGGAGUCGUCGAGCAGCACCACGUCGACCAGCACCUCCGACGAUGAAUCGGAAACCAGCUCGGACGACAAAACGGAAGCGUCGAAGACCGAGCUCGCGAAGCCCGCGCUGCCCGAGACGAAGAAGGAGGAUCAGAACAACAACGACGACACCACCGACGACAGCGACAUCGAGGACGACCUGAUCUCCGCCAUCAAUUACAACACCAUCACCUCGCUGGCCGCGCUGAAGGACAUGCUGCAGUGCACCGGCGAGAACUCGGACGGCGUGGACAGCUUCUUCCACCAUUACUUCCUGUCGCACGUCAACAGGCUGCCCUCCAGGAACCAGACGCACAGCCCCUAUCCGUGGGGCAGGAGGCUGUCCGAGUGCAGGGAGGAGGACGAGUACGAGACGGAGGAAGGCAAAAACGUGGACACGACGAACGCGGGGACCGCAGGCAGCAAGAACGACGUCUCGAAGACGGAGGAGAUCGAGGAGAAGCUGGAGAACGCUUCGUCGAAGGCGUCCAGCCCGUCGGCGUCCGAGAAGUCGAGCUCGGAGAGGAUCGAUCAGAAGUCGAUCGGCGGCUCGUCGUUGUCCGAGUCGAAGACCCCUACCUCGAUCGCCGUGACUACGGCCGCCGCGUCGACGACAACGGCAACGACGACGACGCCGGCCACGACGAGCACGUCGACGGCGACGACGGCUCCGCCGAGCACCACCGUGACGGUCACCACCACCGCGUCCUCGAGGUUCACCACGUGCACCGUCACGUCGCCCACGUCCACCACGAAGCCGCCUCUGAGGAGAAGACACACCACUGGGCCCGGGAUGACCUUCCCGGCCACCGACCCUCCGACCUACUCCACCAGCAUGACCUUCUCCAGGACCAGCCCCCUGCCCAGCCCACAUUUGGACAAGAGGUACUUCGACAGCAGCCUGAUCGAGAUGAAGAGCCAGGCCAGCAGCUCCAGCACGCUCGACUACGACUCCACCGAGGAGGUCUGGGUGCGCAGGGUGGACUUCGUGCAGGAACGGAAGAGGAAGGAGCUCGGAUCGCAGCCUCUGCCGACAAUCGUCACCGAAGAUGCGGACAACUCGAGCCACGCUUCCCAGGAUCAAGGCCAUAGACCUCGAGCAGGAACAUGGGGCUCGCACUCGAGGACCAUCAGAAAGCCGACUUCCGGCAGCGCUCCAGGCUCCGGGAAGUCGACUCCUCUGCCGCAGCCGGCGGAACCGUCCAGUUCGUCUAGCUCGAGCAAAGGCGGCAGGAAAGCCUCUGGCACCAGGUCCGGGUCCACCAGCCGCAGCAACAGCCGCAGCAGCAGCGUGGAGCGCAGAAGAAGCGGCGGCACAGUCGACGACACGGCCAGCCCCACCAGGAAGCCGGCACUUCUCGAUGCCUUCAGGCCGAGGAGCAAGUCCGACGCUAGCAAAAGAAAGCCCAGUAUUAUAGCGAACAUGAAGAGCGCUGUGCAGCACUCUUUGCACAGGGGCUCUCACGGAAGUUCGUCCAUAGAUGUACGCACGGACAAAGAUCACCACAAAGAUAGCAAAGACCACAAAGAGGGCAAAGAGAUUAUGGGGCGUCCUCGAGCUGGAUCGGAGAGCAGCAGGAACCCCGUGAGCAAAGUUAUGGAUCUCAUCAGACACAGGAGCCACAGCGCUCUGACCGGAGAAGACAAACGGAAAGCGAGAACCGCGGCGCAGCACCAGGCACAAAUAGCGGCGCAGGGUGCGAUCAGGAGGAGUUCCCUGGAUCCCGGCGCGAGGAGGUUCUCCCUGGGCACGCCGGCGAUACCUCACCGAGCCUCCGACGCGUGUCUGGAUCCUGUCCACGCUGCCAUACUCUUCAGGGACGCGAGAGGGUUGCCUGUCGUCGAUCCUUUCUUGGAGAAGGUGUCGCUCUCUGAUCUCAAGGAGGACGAAUCACAGAUCUUCGUGAAGUUUUUCAAAUUUCACAAAUGUUACGACCUAAUACCGACCAGUGCCAAGUUGGUCGUUUUCGACACGCACCUCCUCGUCAAGAAGGCCUUCUUCGCUCUUGUCUACAAUGGUGUAAGAGCAGCACCGUUAUGGGACAGCGCAAGGCAAGAAUUUGUGGGGAUGUUAACUAUAACAGACUUUAUAAAAAUUCUGCAAAUGUAUUAUACCAGCCCAUCUGUGACAAUGGAUGAAUUGGAAGAGCAUGAAUUAGAUACAUGGAGAAAAGUCUUGAAGGAUCAGGUUCAUCCAUUAGUGAGCAUUAGCCCAGAUGCAUCUUUGUACGAGGCGAUUAAAACACUUGUUCAAAAUAGAAUUCAUCGUUUGCCUGUGAUAGAUCCGGAUACUGGAAAUGUUCUCUAUAUCUUGACACACAAACGAAUACUUAGGUUCCUCUUUCUUUAUAUUCAUGAGCUACCAAAGCCAUCAUUUACAAAUAAAACAUUGAGGGAGUUAAGGAUAGGUACAUUUGAUAAUAUUGAAACGGCAACUGAAGAAACUAGCAUAAUUUUAGCACUCAAGAAAUUUGUAGAGAGGAGAGUUUCAGCAUUACCGAUCAUUGAUGCUGAGGGAAAAUUGGUGAACAUUUAUUCAAAGUUUGAUGUUAUAAAUUUAGCUGCAGAGAAAACAUAUAACAAUCUAGAUGUCUCAUUAAGAGAAGCAAAUGAGCAUCGUAAUGAGUGGUUUGAGGGAGUUCAAAGUUGUAAAUUAGAUGAAACACUGUUUACUAUUAUGGAAAGAAUUGUUAGGGCAGAGGUCCAUAGGCUAGUAGUGGUUGAUGAUGAUGAUAAAGUUAUUGGUAUAAUUUCUCUAUCUGACUUACUCUUCUACCUCGUUCUUAGGCCUUGCGGUGAAGAUGGCAGUAGCAAUAAAAAUAGUUCUAUAUCGUUAAGAGCUCAGGAUUCGCUGUCAAAAGCUCCGAGUUCUGUACAGUUGGAAGCUUCUCUUCCUGAUGGUGAACAAGAAGCUGAACCAGAUGCAGCCGACGUAAACCAAUCCGAAGAAGCUCCCGCGACACCUAGUCCACCGCUGAGUCCAGCAGCGUCAGAUAUUUCUGAACCUCAAUCUAAUUUAGUAAACCAGUCUCAAGAACCUACAUGGAGGGAAGUAACUGUAUCGGGGGGCGAAUGAGACAACAUAAUUCUAACAUGCUAUUAAGCAUGGUAUUGUGAACGGUUCACCACUGUUAAAUUAAGAUUAAAUUUGCAGUGGAACAGCGGUAAGCAGCGAACAAAUGAGCGUGUGUUUUUCAUCUGUUUUUAAUACUCGCGUUGUCUUAAGAAUUCAUGAAAAAUACACGGAACAAUUAUUCUGUGCUCAUCGAAUCAAGCGCUAGAAGUGGAAAUUGUUAACUGAAAUUAUUAAGUUAUGUCAAACGCGAAGAUAACGAAUGAGUUUUACUGGACGCGACAAACAAUAAUAACUCUACGCUGUGUAAUGUAUAAGGUUGAGUAAGCUUAAUUUUUUAUGGUACAAAUGCUACUCAGCAUAUAGACGUUCGAGCUUCUUGCCAGGAACGAUUGCUACGCCAUUGAUUGCUCAGGGUAUGAAUUCUCUACACCCUUUCUUCUAUCGUACACUGGGAAUGUUUCAAAAAGAGUUUCGAGAAGAGAAAGUAGCUGUUUUCUCCUUUACAUUUAUAACACCGCCGUGCUUUUUUCACAUUGGAACCUUUGCGUUUGAUUUCAGAAAAAGAAAGAACGAUUAAUGUAUAACGUACCGUCUUGUUUAGUAGACCUAUACACAAAGUAUGAAACAAAAAGUAGCUAUAUACCGAAGAGUGCUCCAUAAGGAAUAAAUACGGAGCCCAUUUUUAUAAAGGCCUUCCAUGAGAUAAUCCCGCCCUAUUGAAACGACUACCAUAGUUACAAUCGGAAGUCUCUAAAUAUGUGCACCUUUCUUUCUUUACAACUAUAAUGUUUUUGCCCAUGAAUGUUUUACAACGGACGCGUGAACAAUUAGAAACUGACGUACAUAGUAUACACUUCAUUUUUAUAUAAUUGCAUAGCGUGUCGUACACUAUACAAGAGAAAAAAUACAAUAUGGUGCUUUUGAUUUUAUGUUAUAACAGACUAAUAUAAUCGGAUAAAUUCAAUAAAAUAAAAUGACGUAACGAAUAACGUUACGAUUGAAUUCGACUAACAGUUAUAGUAUGAAUCAUUGUUAUACAGCUGUACAUCACUGGAAAAGAUUGAUGUACAGGAAGGCAAUACUUAUAUUUAUUGUAACUGCAGUCUUUCAUUGGACUUUUAUGCCAUUCUUUUGUGUAUGUUACAUAAUAACAUUUACAAACGACAUAUUGUUGAAUAUUUACCUAUCGUUCGUGGCUGUACUUGUUGCGCACUCUCGACCAGUUCUCAUUCGAGCACCGACACUUCGUUUAGUACCUACACGAUUUUGUAUUACCGCGCAGAAAUGUCUGAGCUUAUUUCUACAGCUUUACAACUUUUAAAUCAAAAUUCGAGGAACUGCUCGUAUCGUCCCGAUUUCUCUUAUUGCAGGGUAAUUCAAUUUGAUAACGUUUAUAAUUGUUAUGAUAUUAUCAGAAAAUGCCUCCCGGUCGACAAACGUUGGCAGCAUAAAGUCGAUUGAUAGGCUUCUUCCGGUAGGUAAAGUGUUAAGUAACAGGCCUAUUAAAAUCAUUGGAACGUAACAUCAUCUUUUCUUACCUUGAGCAUGCGCUGCCACCAAUCUUUUAAUCGAUGCUUUAAAUAUUUAGAGCUAUCCGCAGUACUUUAUUUGAGUUACUUACAAACAGUUUGAUUGUGAAUAUAUUCAUUUUAUAUUUAUUUUAGACUUGUGUGUACAUAUAUAUAUAAUUUAACUUAAUUUUAUGUCUUUUGAACACUCGUAUCUCGUUUCUAUCUGCUUUAUGUGAAACUUUUUUAUCAAAUUAACCAUCACGUUAGCGAUACCGAUUCGAACAAGCUAUGGAUGAAAGUAUGAACAGUGUACUAUAAAGUUUUAAAGGGAUUUUUGACCGAAAUUUCUGUAUAUUAAGUAACGAAGAAUGAAAUUGUAAGUGGCGUCACAUAAAAUGCGGAAGGAAAGUUAUGGAUUAUCACAUUUAAUCUUGUUACUAAUUCGCGCGUCUAAUCAACGAUCGUUCGAAAAGAAUUCGUUUAAGAUGAUUUCACACGAAUUGUCAUUUACGUUGUUCCCGAUUUUUCAUGUAACGUGUAUAAUGUAAGUAUGCCGUACGACGAUGAAAAAUGCACCGAGACUACUGGAUUUUAUUUGAAUAAAAUUCACCAUUAAUUACAUAUACACGAUCUCCACGGAAUACGUGGUUGGAGGGCGGCAUUCGUUAUGCGAUCAGCCGAGGAAAAUUGUUUCUUCGCGAAACAUUUCAUUAUUCUACGCUUACUGCACGAAAAGAGAUGAAAUUUAACGAUUUACGCGAAGAUCUGUGUGUGUGUUACAUCUAUAUGUGGAAAUUUGUAUAUAAAAUGGCCUCUGUGCCAAGGGACACGGUUUCCUGUUUGGCGCAUUGCUCCAUUUUGCUCUGUAGAAGUAUGGGUAAAAAAGAAACCACCUAUUCGAUCUUGAAGGGGACAGUGCCUGUAAUUUAGUGAAUUUAUUCCUAGGUACGUUUACGAGGAUAAGAGUUUAACAAAAGAAAAAAAAAAGCUAUUCCAUUUCAGAUGUAAGAUCCAGUCAGGAUAAAGCAAAGUUUGCG
Nomia melanderi (Alkali bee) is the source of this 7441-nucleotide messenger RNA. The record is from RefSeq and is a predicted model, not a curated record. NCBI's taxonomy places the organism in Eukaryota, Metazoa, Arthropoda, Insecta, Hymenoptera, Halictidae.